UCACAAGUCCCUGAGUUCAAGCGCCAACCAGCACAGUACGAAUCUCACGUUCAACUUGUCAAUGUGGCCUUCACAUAUCAGCGCCACCUCAGCAGAUUACACACAACUCAGGUAUGGUCUGUACGAGUUUGUGGUGAUGCCUUUUGGCCUUUGCAAUGCUCUUGGCACCUUUCAGCACGCGAUGAACAGGAUCUUUCAUGACUACGUGGACAAGUUCGUCAUCGUGUACCUCGAUGACAUACUUAUCUUCGGUAGGACUGUCGAGGAGCAUGUGGCACAUUUAGACGAAGUCCUUAGUCUCCUUCGGCAGCACAAGUUUAAGAUCAACGAGGAGAAGUGCGAGUUUGGCCGUACCCGUAUCUUGUACUUGGGUCAUGAGAUUUCCACGGAGGGAUUGAAGCCCGAUGACGCGAAGGUGGCCAACAUUCGUGAUUUGCCGCGUCCUCAGUCCGUGACUGAGAUGAGAUCGUUCUUAGGGAUGACCGACUACUAUAGGACGUUUGUGAAGAACUAUAGCAUAGUGGCCGCCCCUUUGACCGAUCUGAUCCGCCUUGACACCCCAUGGGAGUGGACAGAUGAGUGUGAGGCUGCUUUCAGACAUCUGAAGCAUGCACUAACGCACUAUGAAGUCUUGAAGCUACCCGAUUCUGACAAGCCAUUUAUAGUAACCACGGAUGCUAGCCAAUAUGGCAUUGGCGCCGUGCUUGCGCAACAGGAGGGGCCAAAGUUGAGGCCGGUAGAGUACAUGUCCAAGAAGAUGCCGUAUCAGAAGUUGGCUAAGUCCACCAACGAGAAGGAACUCUAUGUGGUAUUCAAGGCGCUGACCCAUUGGAGACACUAUCUCCUUGGGAGGUUCUUCAUCCUCGGGACUGAUCAUCAGACCUUGAGAUGAAUGAGAACUCAGCCUAUACUCUCUGACGCAUUGAAGCAUUGGAUCGAGGUCAUUGAGCAGUAUGACUUCGAGCCUCGGUACAUCAAGGGCGAGUACAACAAGGUUGCUGAUGCCUUGUCGCGUAGACCUGAUUUCUCAGGUGCGCUGAUUACUGAGUUUCGAUCUUACGGGCGAUGUUACUCAAUCUUUGGUGGAAGCCUAUCGAGAGGACCAAUUCAUGUCUGAGAUCAUUCGCAGACUCGAGGCGAAGGAUAAACAGACUUCAGCCGA
Messenger RNA from Chara braunii, 1162 nucleotides. Lineage: Eukaryota; Viridiplantae; Streptophyta; Charophyceae; Charales; Characeae. The record is from the annotation of a GenBank genome assembly.